AUGUUCACUGCAUGUCUACUGCUGUCAUGGCCACCCCCAGUGUUCUCACCUUUGACGCUGAGGGUCGGGCUGUUUACUUUGAGGUCUAGGGACCACUUCCUCUCUGUUUGCCCCACCAAUAUCACUGUUGACCUCCUCGAGGAGCGCCUCCUAGCAGCAGAGAAGAGUAUAGUCGUAAUAGGAGCCUCUCGUGGUGACCCUCGCACCCCUAUCUUUGAGGGGUGCUCCCCCUCCCCCCUCUUGCCCUCUGCUGCCUCUGCUGCUGCGGCCGACCUCGUUGGUCUUGAGUCGGUCGGCGCGGCGUCUGCCCCUAGCGGGAGACGCUGCUCAGGCAAGGGCAAGGGGGGCAAGGGCGCUGGAGGAGCUGGCGGGGGCGGUGGAGGCGGCGGUGGAGGCGGCGGAGGGGGUGGGGGUGGCGGUGGGAGUGGUGGCGGUGGUGGGGGCGCUAGUGGCGGCAGUGGAGGCGGAGGAGGCGGCGGUGGUGGCGGUGCGGGCGGAGGUGGCGGAGGUGGAGGCGGUGGUGGAGGUAGCGGUGGCGGAGGUGGAGCUGGUCGGGGCGGCGCUAUGCACAGGGUCGGCUCCGGUGGUGGUCAGCGCCAGCAGCAGCAGCAGCAGCGCACUCGUGAGACCCCUUCCCCCCAGCAGCUUCGUGAGUGGUACACUGCUCGUCUGCGGGGUGGGGGCGCUGGCCCCUGUACCUACGUUCUACGCACCGGCGACCGCGCGGGUGAGCAAUGUGGGGGUCCGCACUCCGCCCAGCGCUGCUUCUGCCGCCUGACGGACUCUUGGCGUCAUCAGUUCCCUGACGCUACUAAGAUCCCUCGCUGGGGCGAGCUGUUUAGGGCGGGUGUUUCGAUCUUUGAUCUUGACUAUGAUGCUAUUCGUGCUGCCAUGUAUGCUGUGACUAUUAGUGAUAAGGGUGACUGUUACCAGUGUUUUCCGCCUGACCCGGGCAUUAAGGCUGCUGCUCUAGGUGCUUGUGAGGCUGCUGCUUUAGGUGCUAGUGAGCCUGCUGCCCCAGGUGCUAGUGAGUCUGCGCUCUCAGGUACCGCGUCGGCUUCGGCCACCCACACCUUCACCCUUGACUCGGGUGCUUCCCGCUCCUUUUUUCGAGACCGCACCACGCUUACGCCGCUUAGUCGGCCAGUGGCAGUCUCCCUGGCAGACCCCUAUGGGGGUCUUGUCCUUGCCCACUUCUCCACUGUUCUACCGUGUCUGGCGGCCCCUUCUGGCACCCUGUCGGGUCUUUACCUCCCCUCGUUCUCUACGAACUUGGUGAGUGGUGCUGACCUCCAGGAUGGAGGGGUUCACCAGUUCACUCUUGCGAGUCAGCGAGUGACCCACUGUACCUGUGCUCGGACGGGCCGUCACUUGGCCACGUUUACCCGUCAGCCGGGGUCGAGCCUGUACACACUGAAUACUGAGUCUCCUCCGGUCGCUGAGUCUGCUCAGGUAGCCGCGUCGGGUCACGUGUUUGCUGCGGCAUCCAGGUCUGGUCCUGAGUCUGCCCCCUGCUCGUGUCGUCUCCUGUCUCACUAG
This is a messenger RNA of Closterium sp. NIES-65, 1539 nucleotides long. NCBI's taxonomy places the organism in Eukaryota, Viridiplantae, Streptophyta, Zygnematophyceae, Desmidiales, Closteriaceae. The record is from the annotation of a GenBank genome assembly.